This is a messenger RNA of Ustilaginoidea virens, 4929 nucleotides long. RefSeq lists its product as uncharacterized. The coding region runs from base 1 to 4929 and encodes 1642 amino acids. The record is from RefSeq and is a predicted model, not a curated record. Gene Ontology annotation, molecular function: ATP hydrolysis activity; ATP binding; DNA binding. NCBI's taxonomy places the organism in Eukaryota, Fungi, Ascomycota, Sordariomycetes, Hypocreales, Clavicipitaceae. Gene Ontology annotation, biological process: nucleosome organization; regulation of transcription by RNA polymerase II. Gene Ontology annotation, cellular component: nucleus; chromatin. The transcript is spliced from 5 exons.
AUGAGCUCCCCGGUGACGGCCGGUCCCAUCAAUGGACACUUGUCGCCGGAUGAUAUCAUGACAUCGACGGUGGUCGUGGAAACCGGUCGACACAGUACCGAUUCUCCCCAUACUCGCGAUAGCCCAAUGGCUCAGUCAUCGCUCUCAGAUACCGAAAUGACUGGACGCGAAACCUCGAAUCAAGUCGGGCCUGAUCAAGGCUAUUCUGACAGCGAUGAAUCGACCCAAGGCAACAAUUCCGAGGAUGCAGACUUUGAUAUGCAAGACAGCGUGGCCUCUCAACAAGAAUUACAGGAUGGCGAGCAAGACCGAGAGAGCUCUCCAGAUUCCAGUCGCCCCUCCAAACGGAAAGUGCCAGUAUCAGAACGUGACUAUAUCAAAGCAAACCCUGAGCUGUAUGGUCUUCGAAGAAGUAAUCGUGCUAGGGAAACCAGAAAAAUGGUUGACUCUGAUGACUCGAACUCGGACGAUGAUGAACCAAUUAAUCGUCGCCAAGUCAAGCGAAGGCGCGUUAACACGUCUCAACCUUCAUCCAAAAGAGGCACGCCUGUAUUACAACCUUCCACAAACGAGUCUGAUUCCGAUUCCGACACGUAUGGUGGCGCGCGAGCCAAAAGCCAGUUGAAGAAGGCGAGGCUACAACGAGAAGCGCAGCCAGGCCUCGCUCUUGCCGAAAAACGAUGGUCUAGCCGACGAGCCGCACAACAGGUCCAGCAGGGCAUGUACGAAGAAAGUGGCGUUGACGACGAAGAUGAAGCGGACUUGGGCUCCGCAUAUUACGUUGCCGACUACGUUGACGAUUCACCGUACGUCGAAAAAGUCGUCCGACACCGCCUGCGAGACGGACUGGAGCUUCAGUACGAUGCGAGCCGGCACGACUUUGAAUACUUCAUCAAGUGGCAGGGCAAAUCCCACUUGCACGAUACUUGGGAAACAAUCGAUUCUCUUCGCAACAUGCGCGGGUUUCGAAAAGUGGAAAAUUACUUCAGGAAGGUGGUCGAACAGGAACUCGAUAUCCGCUUCGGCGAAGACAUUCCGCCCGAAACAAAAGAGCAGUUUUUCCUCGAUCGAGAACGUGACGAGGAUGCUUUUGAAGACUUCACCCAGGUCGAAAGAGUCGUCAACGUUCGCGAGGGUGACGAGGAAACAGAGUACUACGUGAAGUGGAAAGGGUUGACGUACGAGGAGUGUACUUGGGAGCUUGCGUCAGAUAUCAGUCCCAAUUUUCAGGACAAAAUCGACCAAUAUCUGGACCGCUCCUCACGGUCUUGGCAGUCGGACAGACGCGAGACCAACCUAGAAACACGAAGCAGGAUGAUCAAACUGGAUCGCCAACCCGACUAUAUCCGAAAUGGCGAGCUUCGCUCGUUCCAAUUAAAGGGCCUCAACUUCUUGUGCUUGAACUGGACGCGAGGGAACAACGUCAUCUUGGCCGAUGAGAUGGGUCUCGGCAAGACGGUUCAGACGGUCUCGUUUCUAAGCUGGCUACGAAACGACCGGCGACAGGAGGGCCCAUCUCUCGUUGUCGCGCCUCUCAGUGUCAUUCCAGCCUGGUGCGAUACUUUUAACCACUGGGCACCUGACAUCAACUAUGUUGUGUACUUGGGACCAGAAGAUGCGCGCAAUAUCAUUCGUGACAAUGAGUUGAUAGUUGGUGGUAAUUCCAAAAAGCCCAAAUUCAAUGUUCUCGUAACAUCUUAUGAGUUCAUCCUGCAAGACUGGCAAUUCCUGCAAACCAUCAAGUGGCAGACUCUUGCUGUUGACGAGGCUCAUCGCUUGAAAAAUCGAGAGUCACAGUUGUACGCAAGACUUGUUGGGUUCGGCGUCCCCUGCAAAGUCCUCAUCACUGGUACGCCGAUUCAGAAUAACCUGGCAGAGUUGUCCGCUCUGCUGGAUUUCCUGAACCCCGGCAAAGUCAACAUCGACGAGGAUCUGGAUUCCUUGUCAGCUGUCGACGCUCAAGAAAAACUGGAAGAGCUUCACAAGUCGAUUGCGCCAUAUAUCUUGAGACGGACCAAGGAAACAGUGGAGUCUGAUCUACCCCCGAAGACCGAGAAAAUCAUUCGAGUCGAGUUGUCCGACGUGCAGCUGGAUUACUACAGGAAUAUCCUGACAAGGAAUUACUCGGCCUUGUGUGAUGCCACCGGUGGCCACAAGAAUUCUCUCCUCAACAUCAUGAUGGAACUGAAAAAAAUAAGCAACCAUCCUUACAUGUUCCCUGGUGCUGAGGAGCGGGUGCUGGCUGGCAGCGUUCGACGCGAGGAUCAGAUCAAGGGGCUGAUCACGAGCAGCGGGAAAAUGAUGCUCCUUGACCAGCUCCUGUCAAAGCUGAAAAAAGAUGGACAUCGAGUGCUGAUCUUUAGCCAAAUGGUAAAAAUGCUUGACAUCCUUGGUGAUUACCUCUCACUGCGGGGCUACAAGUUUCAACGUCUUGAUGGUACUAUUGCCGCCGGUCCUCGUCGUAUGGCCAUCAAUCACUUCAAUGCUGAGGAUAGCGAAGACUUUUGCUUCUUACUCUCUACUCGUGCUGGUGGCCUGGGCAUUAAUCUCAUGACCGCCGACACGGUCGUAAUUUUUGAUUCUGAUUGGAACCCCCAGGCUGAUCUACAGGCCAUGGCUCGGGCUCAUCGUAUCGGACAAAAACGACCAGUCAACAUAUACCGUCUCGUUUCCAAGGAGACGGUGGAGGAAGAGGUGUUGGAGCGGGCUCGAAAUAAGCUUCUGCUAGAGUAUCUGACUAUACAGGCUGGCGUCACCGAUGAUGGGAAGGCGGCGUUUCAAGAGAAGCUUAACAAGAAGGGUCUCAAAACUGACGGUCCUUCUUCAGCCGAAGACAUCCAAAUGGUUCUGAAAAUGAGAUCGUCAAAAAUGUUUGAACAGAGCGGUAAUCAGGAACGUCUUGAGCAGCUUGAUAUUGACUCCAUUCUCGAGAACGCUGAAGUCACAAAGACCAAGGUCGACGACAAGAUGAAUCUCAGCAGUGGGGGUAUCGACUGGGAUAAUUUUAUGCAAAUCACCGACGUCAAAGUCGACGACAUUAACCUGGACUGGGACCAGAUUAUUCCGGCCGACAAGUUGGCGGAAAUCAAAUCUGAUGAAGAACAACGGAAAAACGAGGAAUAUGUUGCCAAGCUAGCGGCCGAGAAUGCUCCUCGUCGAGCUACUAUGAAGAGUCGCAGCAAGGAAAAUGAUCGAGCGGAUCGGCUGAAGAAGCGGCAGCAGGAGCAGCAGCAGGAGGAAGAGGAACAAAGGGCUUUGCUUGCUGAUCCGAAGCGUCCGUUAAACGACAAGGAGCAAAGGAACCUCAUCAAGGCCUACUUCCGAUUCGGAUCCAUGGACGACCGCAAGGACGACAUCAUUCAGGAAGCGAAGCUUGCCGAGAGAGACCACGAGUUUGUAAAGUCCGUGUUGGACGACUUUAUCAAGUCUGCGCAGCAAGCUGUGGAUGAGAACAGCCAGAAAGUGGCAGAAGAGGAGAAAAAGACUGGCAAAAUCCUGACCAAGAAGGAUCGAAAAGCGGUCUUGAUAGACUUUGGCGAGCUAAAGAAGGUCAACGCUGAAACAGCGAUUGAGCGGCCCAAGCAACUGCAACUUCUCCGCAAUGCCAUUCGUGGACAGUCGGACUGGCGAGCCUUUCGUCUACCAGACGCCACCAAAGCCGCCAACUACACCUGCUCCUGGGGAGCAAAAGAAGAUGCAAUGCUCCUGGUCGGCAUUGACAAGCACGGGUUUGGAGCAUGGGUUCAAAUUCGGGACGACCCGGACCUUGACAUGCAAGAAAAGCUGUUUCUGGAAGAGCACAGGGUUGGCAAAAAGGAGGAGCGAAGCAAGGCCAACGACAAAUUGAAAGCCCCAGGCGCGGUGCAUCUUGUCCGUCGAUCGGAAUACUUGCUGUCGGUGUUGCAAUCCAAGUACUCGACUGAUCGCACAGCACAAAGAAUCGUGGAAAAUCACCACCGAAACAACAAAAAGACGACUGUGUCUAACGGCCACCGCGGUAGCGGAACUGCGUCGCCCGCCCCUCACACGGUUAAGAAGCACCGGGACAGAGAUCGUGACGACCACAGGCCUCGAAGCAAUGCAGCAGACGAGGGAGGCUCCUCGAGGGCUGAUUUCAAGCGAAAACAUGGAUCGUCAUAUCAAGAUGAUCAUAGCCCAAAGCACCGCCGAGCUGAAGACAAUCGCAGGUCAAGUAAGCAGGGCCUGGACCGCGAAAGAGACCGCGAUCGCGAUAGGACGGAGCAUCGCCGCCAUAAGGAUGACGAUGGUGGGCGGCAUGACAAACAUCGCUAUCGAUAUGACGACGACCGUCGUCGCGAGGACCGCCGCCGUGAUGAUGAUAGAUAUCGUGACCGCGACCGCGACCGCGACCGCGAUCGAGAUCGAGAUAGAGAUAGAGAGCGAGAGCGAGAUCGCGGUCGUGACCGGGACCGAGACAGAGACAGAGCUAGAGACCGAGAUCGUGAUUAUGGACGUGACAGAGACCAGGACCACCGAGAUUUCCGGCCACAAGAGGAGCGACGGGCCAAGGCUUUGCGCCGGCUGGAUGAGCUUCGCCGGAUUGGUGACAACAAGGACCAGCGCGACAGGGACAACGAAGCCAUGAUCUGGUACCUUCUCAAGCCAGUUCGGGAAAAUUUCGAGCGAAUCCUGUCCACAACCAAGGACAAGGUCAAGUCGAGCAAGGAGCGUGCGGCGAUUUUCGGCGCCGAGCUGGUUGCGAUUGGCACGUUCCUGGACGAAAGGCUGCCCGUCACGGCAGCAGAUGAGAGUCUAAAAAACAACUUUUGGGAUUUUCUAGCCGCUCUGUGGCCCGUUGAUGACACUAGCAAGAGCGUCACAGGCCAGCGACUGAGCAACAUGUACCGAACACUGCAUGCCAGACACAAGGAUUCAAGAUCAAGCUCUACUCGCACCGAUGGGGCCUAG